AUGGCAGAACUUGAAGAAGUACAAGAAACCCUUGUUGAAGAGAGAGAUGAGCUCAUGGUUUCACCCACAGGUGGAAGCCCAACUCUAAGAACAGCCUAUUUUCUCAAACCCUCUGUUUCCUCCAGUAAAGCAUCAUUCUUUGAGCUUCCUUCAGCUUCUCUCUCCUCAAACCAAAGCCUUCUUGAUCUUCCGUUGAGGGUUUCAUUCAAAGGGUGGAGAAACCCAGUUUGUAAAUGGAAAGCAUGGGUUGAAAAAAUGCAUUCUCUCCAUCAAUCCACGUGGAAAAAAGCUGGGGUUUAUGAAGCCAUCAUCGGUUCCACCUACAAGAUCCCUAUAAACCAAGAAAUGUUUUUAGUGUUUGGCUUGAAGUGGUGUCCUGAGACUAACUCGUUUCUGUUUCCAUGGGGGGAAACCACAGUCACUCUUGAAGAUGUUUUGGUUCUGGGAGGUUUCUCUGUCUUAGGUAACUCUGUUUUAACCCCUCUUGAAACUAAAGAGAUGAUUGAUAUUGAAAGGAAGUUAACCGAUGCGCGAAAUCGGGGUAAACCUAAUAGAACCUUCCAUCAAGAUUGGCUGAAUAGGUUUAUGGAUAGUGGGAGUGAAAUCGAGCACGAAGCAUUUCUUGUGUUGUGGUUAUCUAGACACGUUCUUCCCAGGUCCUUUUACACGGUUGGAAAACAUGUUCACGGUAUAGCAAUACAUAUAGCUAGAGGGACGAGGAUUGCUCUUGGCCCGGCUGUUCUGUCACGGAUUUACCGCAAUUUGACACUGUUGAAAGAAGCAAUGGGGAGAACUAGAGAGCAUGAUGUUGUGGAACUUGACUUAUGGGCACCAAUGCAACUGUUUCAGAUUUGGGCUUAUGAGAGAUUUCCCAUGUUGUGUCCAAAACACAAUGCCCUUGAACUCGGUGAGCCGAGAAUGGCUAGGUGGGAUAAGGUGAAGAAAUUGAGUGUCGAGGAUUUGGGUUCGGUUCUUGACUCUGCCGGAGAAUCCUUCAUUUGGAGGCCUUACGCCAUUUCUGGGAAAAGUUGGUUGUUUCAUAAGUUUUACAGAAAAAGUGAGGAAUGGGUGUUAGUUAAUCCUGGAAUGGAUGAGGAGUUGGAAUCGUUUGCUCGGUUUUUGAGAGUUGGCGAGUUAGUUGGACUCGACUGUAUGGAACAGUAUCUCCCUCAUCGCGUUGCCAUGCAGUUUGGUAUGGAUCAAGAUCUUCCGGGCCAUGUAGCUAGGUUCAAUGGAACGCCCAAAAUGGCAUGGAAAAACUAUUCCAAGCCUAUUGGAGGUGUGAAAUUGUACAUACCGUCGCGGUUGUUUGAGUCAGAUGUUACCACGCGGUAUUUGGAGUGGUGGAAGCAAAUGAAUUUUGUGCAGAAAGAUGCAGCCAAGGAUGUUGUGGAACGAAAGAGAAUUUUCAUGAGAUGGGGAAAGUGUUCAAGAAGAUCUUCACACUGUUCAAGGCGAAAGGAGGUAGUAAAAGAUUUCUCAAAUCCUCCCAAAGCAGCAGACUGUGUUGGAAAAGAUCGACAAACACCAAGGGAAAUUGCUGGAGACAAAUUGACUGGUGAUGGAAAGUCUUUUCCAUGCACUAAACCUCAAACCCCAUUGUCUCAUGGAACUGAUGAUGAAGAGAGGGAAUCUCAGAUCAAACCAAGAGGAAGUACUCGGUGUGAUGAAGUACCAAUGGGGGAAUUGCACCGAUCUAAUGACAAUGCAGCAACGGAGAGUGGAGCACAAAAUCAAGUCGAUAACGGGGCAAGUGCCAAGAACAAUGAGGAACAAAUUAGUGUUAGUCAGGUGCCUGGACUUGAGGCCAGGGUCAGCAAACUUGAGGCAGUGUUUGCUCGGUUGAAAGAGAAAAGAUUUGGCCUAAAAUCUGCUUAA
Rhododendron vialii is the source of this 1878-nucleotide messenger RNA. RefSeq lists its product as uncharacterized. Lineage: Eukaryota; Viridiplantae; Streptophyta; Magnoliopsida; Ericales; Ericaceae. Bases 1 to 1878 code for a protein of 625 amino acids. The transcript has a single exon. Gene Ontology annotation, biological process: meristem development; meristem maintenance. The record is from RefSeq and is a predicted model, not a curated record.